Clupea harengus (Atlantic herring) is the source of this 4166-nucleotide messenger RNA. RefSeq names its product MTSS I-BAR domain containing 2a (gene mtss1la). Gene Ontology annotation, biological process: cell projection assembly; plasma membrane organization. The transcript is spliced from 16 exons. Gene Ontology annotation, cellular component: actin cytoskeleton; cytoplasmic side of plasma membrane. Bases 614 to 3031 code for a protein of 805 amino acids. The record is from RefSeq and is a predicted model, not a curated record. Lineage: Eukaryota; Metazoa; Chordata; Actinopteri; Clupeiformes; Clupeidae. Gene Ontology annotation, molecular function: phospholipid binding; actin binding.
GUCCACCCGUAUGUCCCUCCCUCUCUCUCUCCUCCCUUCCUCCAUCACGCUCUCCCUCUCUCUCUCUCUCUCACUGUGAUCGGUCGGUCGCUUUCACGUUUCGGGAGUCGGAUUUCACCACUCCUGCUGUCUAAGGGCUGUUACUAUUGAGUCCUCUCUAACAUCCAUAUCAUAUCAGAAGUGUUGGACCGUAGAGCGCAGACGUGUGUCGCCAUUGCAUUGUGCACCCCGUGCUGGGAUUCAUAUUGGAUGUGUUCUAAACUUCUUCGAGAACAUGAACGGAUACACGGGAGUCAUUAUUUCGUUUUGUUCGUGAGUGCAGUGUAGAUUGGGGGUAGGGAAGCACAACCCCCGUCUUUUGACCCUUACCAUCACUACGGCUACAGAGGGACCGGGGACCGGGAGUGCUGGGUUAUUGUUUUGUUUUUGUUGCCGUCGUUUUUUGACGUUGUUCUCUUCACUCACGUUCCCACCUUGGAUGAAGACAAUUGUAUCGGGCAGUUAUGGAAACGGGACCCUACUAUUCUUGAUGUUGAAAUGACUGUUGUUAUUGUAGUCAAUUUCCCACCGAUUCAUUCAUUUAGCGCUUAGUCCUUCGAGGAUUUCAGAGAAGAUGGAGAGCGUGGAGAGGGAGUGCGGGGCUCUGGGUGGAUUAUUCCAGGCUGUUGUAAACGAUAUGAAGAACUCAUACCCUGUGUGGGAGGACUUCACUGCCAAAGCCACUAAGCUACACUCCCAACUUAGGACCACUGUGCUGGCUACAGCUGCCUUUCUUGAUGCCUUUCAGAAAGUUGCAGACAUGGCCACAAAUGCAAGAGGUGCCACCAGAGACGUGGGCUCGGCCCUGACGCGGAUGUGCAUGCGCCACCGCAGCAUCGAGGCCCGGCUGCGGCACUUCACCAAUGCUCUUAUGGAGAAACUCAUCGGCCCUCUCCAGGACAAGAUUGAGGAGUGGAAGAAGACUGCCGCCCUGCUGGACAAAGACCAUGCCAAAGAGUACAAGCGAUCCAGGCAGGAAAUUAAGAAGAAAUCCUCAGACACCUUAAAGCUUCAGAAGAAAGCCAGAAAAGAAAUCCCGGGAAGAGGAGGGCUGCAGCCACAGCUGAACAGUGCCAUGCAGGAUGUGAGUGACAUGUACCUGCUGAUGGAGGAGACGGAGAAGCAGGCGGUGCGCCGAGCCCUCCUGGAGGAGAGGGGGCGCUACUGCAACUUCAUCACCAUGCUGCUGCCUGUGGUGAAUGGAGAGAUUGCCAUGUUGGGAGAGGUCACUCACCUUCAGGCCAUUAUUGAUGACCUCACAGUGCUGACCACCGAUCCACACAAACUGCCUGCUGCAAGUGAACAGGUGAUAGUGGAUCUGAAGGGCUCUGAUUAUAACUGGUCUUACCAGACUCCCCCAUCCUCCCCCAGCAGUCUGGGCUCCCGUAAGAGCAGCUUAUGCAGUUUGGCCCACCUGCCACCAGGUGGAGCUCACCGCCUCAGCAGUGUGUCAUCUCAUGACUCUGGCUUCAUCUCCCAGGAUGCCAACAACCACUCCAAGCCUCCCUCUCCCAUGCCCUCCGAUAUCACCAGCCAGAAGUCCUCCAGCUCUGCCUCAUCUGAGGCAUCUGAAGUGUGUCAGUCUGUGAGUGAGUGCAACUCCCCCACUGCGUUUGGCUCAUCCUUUGCUACCUUCCGCCCUGCUCACUCACUCACUGGCUCCAUGAGGCCACUCUCUUUCAUACUUCCUGUGUCCCCUCAUAACUAUUCCCCUGGAUCAAACACCCCCUCACCCACAUCAAAGGUUCCUUGCUGGAAGGAUUGGGCAAAGUCAAAUUCUUAUGACCUGUCUAAUGCCUACGAGACCCGGGCUGCCUCUCAACCUCGAAGACAUGACCCGCUGGAGAGACUCAGGGACGCAGAGAGCCCGUAUAUGACAAGAGGGAAUGCUGGGAUACACCAGGAGGACCCACAAAGGGCCAGGAUGAGCCCUAUUACUGUGGCACCCAAGCAUAUGAAACCCAUGUGCUCAGCUGCGAGUGAGUUAGCCAUGGUGUUGACACGCGGCUUGAGUGUGGACCAACAGAAGAGCAGUCGGGACUCUCUGCAGUACUCCAGUGGAUACAGUACUCAAAACACCACGCCAUCAUGCUCAGAAGAUACCAUACCAUCACAUGGCUCAGACUAUGACAGCUACUCCAUGAAUGGUGACGCAGACGUCGACCCUCAUACAGACUUCGACAAGUCCUGCACGGUCCCUCGCCAUAGCAACCUGGCUCAGAAUUACCGGCGUAUGAUCCAGACCAAGAGGCCUGCCAGCACGGCGGGGCUCCCUGCAGGCAUAGGCCUCAAAGUGGGCACACCGCCUCAUGGCACCACCCCUCAUGGCACCCACUCCCACCCCCACAGCCCGUCCGACACCAACGGGGCCGGGGGCCAUGGUGGAAUGGUCAUUUCAUCAGGGACGGCCACCAUUCGUCGAACCCCAUCGUCUAAAACAGGGGUGAGGCGCACCCCGUCGAAUGUUGGCCCCAUCCCUAUACGGCCCCCGAUCGUCCCGGUCAAAACCCCCACAGUCCCAGACUCUCCGGGGUUCCCCCCUCCUCCCCCGGAGACCAACGGCAGUCAGGAGAGCCUCUACGUCGAUGACCUCCCGCCGGGAGCCCUGGACUACAUGAAGGCCUCGCCCAAGCGCCUCAGCCUGCCCACCCAGCCGUGGGGCUCUGCUGGUGGGUAUGACCAAAGCCUGUACCCCCCGCAUCCCUGUAGUUUGGAUCUCCAGCAGCAGCAGCACGAGGACCUGCUGCUGGCCGCCAACCGCCACACCCUGGUGGAGCAGAUCGGAGAGCUGGUGGCCAGCGCCCAUGCGCUGGGCGAUGGGCAUUUCCUGUUCCCCUCCCAGACAGAGGUGGCAGCGGCGAGCCAUAACCAGAGUCUGAGGGAGAAGAUGCUGGUCCCAGACGGGGAGGACAUGCUGAAGACCAUCCGCAGGGGCGUGAGGUUGCGGAAGUCGGAGUGCAACGACCGCUCGGCACCACGGAUCACGCCCUAGACCCAACCACGCAACACUAUAUGCCUUUGGCUCUUAAUCACAAGCAAAGGCUGGGGAUAGGUUGCGUCUGUCUCAAAUAUGGGAGGAAUGGUUAUAUAGGUUUUUCAGGGCAUCUCAGCUCUUACUGGACUGACAUUGAUAAACUGAGUGGUCUGAGAGGAUUUCCAUCUGACUUUCUGGGCCUUGACAGGAAGUGGAAGGUGAUAGCUAAAACCUGCAUACCCACACUGAUCCAUUUGUAACAGAGAUGCCAUUCUUUCCUUAUGGCAAACACCUCAGUGAAAUGCUUUUAGAAAUAUAAUAUUAGCUAGAGUUAGCUAUAAUUAACAAGAGUAACUGCAAACAGCUUAAUUAAACUGACAAAUAACCACUGAAUGACCAUGGUCACUGUAAUCUCCACAUAUAUGCUGUAUAUAUAUGGACAUGAAUGGAAAGAGAUGUACUAGUGGAAUGUUCUUCAGUAGAGCCAGAUUGCCAGGGACUUUUAUUGCGGCACAUUGCAAGAGUUGACUGCUGAAGGUGGACACUGCCAGGGAGCUCAAUGCUUUUGAUGUCAAUGCUUUCGAUGAAGUUAUGAUGUCAGAGACUAUGAUGUCAUGAAUCCCUUGCCUGUGGAACUGUGUUCAUGUGAUGUGUCGGGAUUCACAGGUAUAUCACACAUCUGCUGACAACCAUGUUAAACUAAAGCUACAACAAAAAAAAACACAAAAAAAAAACGCCAAAGCAUUUUGUUCUUUAACUUUUAAAUACAUUAAGCACAAAAUGGCCGACUCCACAGCACUCACUGAAGCUUCCCUCAGUAGAAUGGACCCCAGAGGUGAGCCUCAUAACUUAACACUGCCAAAUGAUCGGCUGGAUGUCUUAUUCCCUUUACAGUAUGUACUGUCUUUUAUGUAGUCCUUUGGGGAAAGUAUAAAUGUUUUUCAUUUUCGUUCGUUUUUUUUUUUUUCUACUACGUAGUGUAUGUCAUUUCUUUUUGUCUUAUAUUGGUUGUAGUAGUAGUGGAGCAGGGUGAGAUAAGAGAAAUUAGAUGGGACGGGUUUCCCAUUUGCAAGUUGCUCCAAGUUACUUCCCUACCAGAACCACUAGCUGUUGAAAAGAUGGAAAUGCAUGUCAAAUAAAAUAACAAGCCAUA